Messenger RNA from Tarenaya hassleriana, 2298 nucleotides. Its product is annotated as serine/threonine-protein phosphatase 2A 65 kDa regulatory subunit A alpha isoform. The record is from RefSeq and is a predicted model, not a curated record. NCBI's taxonomy places the organism in Eukaryota, Viridiplantae, Streptophyta, Magnoliopsida, Brassicales, Cleomaceae. Gene Ontology annotation, cellular component: protein phosphatase type 2A complex; cytoplasm. Bases 209 to 1972 code for a protein of 587 amino acids. Gene Ontology annotation, biological process: protein dephosphorylation. Gene Ontology annotation, molecular function: protein phosphatase regulator activity; protein binding. The transcript has 13 exons.
GGAAAUUAGAGAGAGAACAUUUUUCACCCUUCUCUCGCUUCAUUGCUCGCUUUUCGUCUCUUCUCCUUCUCGCUUCCCGGAAUCUGACGCAGUUAUCGCAAGGCUCCGAGAUCGGUAAGAAGACUUCAUGUUUCUCAUCUCUCAGACGAUCUCAAUCUCACUGUUCAUUUUCAAGAGUCAGUGAAGGUUCACGUAGGGUGGAAACAACAUGUCUGCAGUGGAUGAACCGUUAUAUCCAAUUGCUGUGCUCAUAGAUGAACUUAAGAAUGAUGAUAUCCAGCUCCGGCUGAACUCGAUCCGUCGGUUAUCAACUAUAGCACGUGCCCUCGGAGAGGACCGCACCCGGAAGGAAUUGAUCCCAUUCCUGAGCGAGAAUAGUGACGAUGACGAUGAAGUGCUCCUUGCAAUGGCGGAGGAGUUGGGAGUGUUUAUCCCUUAUGUUGGAGGAAUUGAACAUGCCUAUGUUCUUCUCCCUCCCCUAGAGGCUCUCUGCACGGUCGAGGAGACCUGCGUGAGAGAAAAAGCUGUAGAGUCGCUUUGCAGGAUCGGCUCUCAAAUGAGAGAAAGUGAUCUAGUUGAAUCUUUUGUCCCUCUCGUGAAGAGACUUUCUGCUGGGGAAUGGUUUGCAGCUAGGGUUUCUGCAUGUGGUUUGUUCCAUGUCGCCUACCCAACUUCUACUGAUGCGCUGAAGGCAGAGUUGCGGUCUACUUAUAGCCAGUUGUGCCAAGAUGACAUGCCAAUGGUGCGAAGAGCUGCUGCAUCCAACUUGGGGAAGUUUGCUGCCACUGUAGAGGCAACCCACUUGAAGGCUGAGAUCAUGACCAUGUUUGAUGAUCUUACUAAAGAUGAUCAAGAUUCUGUUAGACUGCUGGCUGUGGAAGGCUGUGCAUCCCUUGGAAAGUUGUUGGAGCCAAAUGAUUGCGUUGCACGCAUUUUACCGGUUAUCAUUGAUUUCUCUCAGGAUAAAUCUUGGAGGGUACGCUACAUGGUCGCUAAUCAGUUAUAUGAACUUUGUGAGGCUGUUGGUCCAGACAGCACAAGGACGGAUCUGGUCCCUGCUUACGUGAGAUUGCUACGUGACAAUGAGGCUGAAGUACGGAUAGCAGCUGCUGGUAAAGUUACCAAGUUUUGCAGGCUAUUGAGUCCAGAGAUUUCUAUUCAGCACAUCCUUCCUUGCGUGAAGGAAUUAUCGACAGAUUCCUCUCAGCAUGUCCGCUCUGCUCUAGCUUCGGUAAUAAUGGGGAUGGCCCCAAUCUUGGGGAAGGACUCAACCAUUGAGCAUCUUCUUCCUAUUUUUCUUUCCCUUCUGAAAGACGAAUUCCCUGAUGUACGCCUCAACAUCAUCAGCAAGCUCGAUCAAGUCAAUCAGGUUAUCGGAAUUGAUCUACUGUCACAAUCAUUGUUGCCCGCCAUUGUUGAACUUGCUGAGGAUAGGCACUGGAGGGUUCGGCUUGCGAUAAUAGAGUAUAUACCCUUGUUGGCCAGCCAGUUAGGUGUAGGGUUUUUCGACGAUAAACUUGGAGCCCUUUGCAUGCAAUGGCUCCAGGACAAGGUUUACUCUAUUCGGGAAGCUGCAGCCAACAACCUGAAACGCCUCGCUGAGGAGUUUGGGCCCGAAUGGGCAAUGCAGCACAUAGUUCCUCAGGUAUUGGAGAUGGUCGCUAAUUCACACUAUUUACAUCGAAUGAUGGUUCUACGUGCUAUUUCUCUCAUGGCUCCCGUCCUAGGCUCGGAUAUUACUUGUUCUAAGCUUCUUCCUGUGGUGGUUGAUGCUUCCAAAGACAGGGUCCCCAACAUUAAGUUCAACGUGGCUAAACUCCUUCAGUCCCUAAUCCCGAUAGUUGACCAGUCGGUGGUGGAGAAGACGAUCCGUCCAUGUCUGGUGGAUCUAAGUGAGGACCCUGAUGUCGAUGUCCGUUUCUUCGCGAACCAAGCUCUUCAUUCCAUCGACACAACAACUAUGGAGUCGUGAGCUUUUUAAGACGAGUCUCUGUUUCGGACAGAAGGUUCACCACCACCCCUCCCAUUCAUGGAUUCUUGAGAUCUGUUUCUUGUUCUCGUGGUUCUCCCUCUCCCAUGUAGCUCUUCAGUUUUGUCUUUGACGAUGUGAAAAUCUCCUCUGUUUCCCCAACCUUUUGUGUCCUGUCUCUUCCUAACUGAAGUAAUCUCACGUUUUUUUCUCUCUCUAGUAGAUACGGUCUAAUUAUGCGAUUGAUGUUUUCUCAUGUAAUAUAUAUACAUAUAUAUAUAUAUGUGUGUGUGUGUGUGUAUUUUCAGGCAAAUGGAAUUCUUAGCUCA